AAUGGGUGGACGGAAAGUCCCUGUGUGGAAAUCCCCUUGACUUGGGCUUUUUCCUUUUUUACACCGAGCGGACGCACAUUCUGUCUGAACGGCUCCGCGCUGCGAGCUCCGGAUGAGCCGCGACAGUGAAGCAAACUGAGGCUUGGAUGGCGCCGAGGACCGCAGCGCUGAGGCUGAGGGGCUGAGAGGACGAGCCUGAGCUCAAGGCUUUGUUAUUAUCCCCACACAUCUCACACAGUUUCCACAUUGUUCUGUGUUGGGCCUCCUCCUCUUCCUCCCCACCUUCCACCCACCUGGCCCCUCUCCACCCACCAUGUCGCAGGGUCAGAACUUCCUGCCCAAAUUUCUCUUUGUGUCUAAUCUGCUGAAGGCUGUGAAGAUUCGCCAGCGCGUUCCCAACGACGUGGUCAAGCCGACGGCGAGCGGCGGCCUCAUGCAUCACCUGAGGGGCAUGCACCGCUACACCCUGGAGAUGAUCGCCAUGAACCACUUCCCCCAGGCCUUCAGGGAGGUGGUGCAGGCCGCCAUCUUGGACCGGGCCAUGCAGGCGUCGCUGGAGCAGGAGAAGAAACUCAACUGGUGUCGGGAGGUGAAGAAGAUGGUGCCGCUUCGGACGAACGGGGACGGGAACUGCCUCCUCCACGCCGCCUCUCAGUACAUGCUGGGCGUUCAGGACACAGACCUCGUGCUGCGUAAAGCUCUCCACAGCGUCCUGAAGGAGACGGACACGGGCGUCUUCAAAGCUCGAUUCCAGGCCGAGCUCCUUCAGUCCCAGGAGUUUACCCAGACCGGACUGCGCUACACCACCAUGAACUGGGAGGAGGAGUGGGAGAAGAUCGUCAAGAUGGCGUCUCCGGUUUCUACGAGCAACGGGCUUCAGUUCGACUCUCUGGAGGACAUUCACAUCUUCAUCCUGUCCAACAUCCUUCGCAGACCCAUCAUCGUCAUCGCAGACCAGGUGGUGCGGAGUAUGAAGUCGGGCUCGUCCAUCUCUCCUCUGAACGUGGGCGGGAUCUACCUCCCCCUGCACUGGCCCCCCGCAGAGUGCUACAAGUACCCCAUCGUCCUCGGCUACGACUCCCAGCACUUUGCCCCGCUCAUCACCAUCAAAGACAGCGGCCCAGAGAUUCGAGCCGUGCCUCUGAUCAACCCGGGCAGAGGAGGGUUUGAGGAGCUGAAGGUUCACUUUCUGAUGGAGAAGGAGCAGCAGCAGAAAGAACGACUCCUCAAAGAUUAUCUGCUCCUGAUCGAGAUCCCCGUGAUCGGCCUCGGAUACGACGCCACUCGCAUCAUCAACGCGGCGCGGCUGGACGAGGGGAACCUUCCAGAGGACAUGAACCUGAUGGAGGAUUAUCUGCAGCUGGUGAACCACGAGUACCAGCGCUGGCAGGAGGACAAGGAGCAGGCGUGGGCCGCCCAGCCUCAGCGGCCUCCGCCUUUCUCUGUGUCUCAGCUCUCGCUCAUCGAAAUCCGCUGUGCCACUCCACGCUGCACCUUCUACGUCUCUGUGGACACGCAGCCUCAUUGUCAUGAGUGUUUUGAGAAGAGGCAGGCGACCGGGGGAGGAGCCAGGAUAGAGGGGGUGGUGCAGGCCAAGGGCGGAGGGAUCCAAGGCUCAGAAAGCGAAGGCAGCUCCAGAGGAGCUAGGAGCAGCAGUCCACCGUCCUCCUCCUCGGGGAGAGGGGUGGUGCUGUCCAGCCCUCGCUCGGCCCCACCCACAGCCCCCAGCCUCAGUCUGUACAGUGAGACUCACGCCAUGAAGUGUAAGACGCCGGGCUGCCUGUUCACUCUGAGCGUGGAGCACGACGGACUGUGCGAGCGCUGCUUCAACUCCAGACAGAACCACGCCCCCCCGGCCACGGGGACGGCGGCCGCGGGACUCCCCUGCUCUAACGGGGGGCCCAUAGCCCCGCACACGGCCCAGGGCCCCGGUUGGACUCAGUGGGGAGGACGAGAGGCCGAAGCGGAGCGCUGCAGCAUGUGCAGACAGGAGGCCUUCAGGAUAUUCAACGGCCUGUGUCCUCCCUGUAUGCAGAGACAACAGGCUCCAGAGAGAGGAGAACCUCAGAACAACUCAAGGACUGAGGCCUCGUCUUCAGCCUGGAGUCAGGCCAGAGACACCCUCACCCCGGGGCACACGUCCGCCUGGCAGACCCCUUUGGCCCGGCCGUGUAAGAGAUCAGGCUGCCAGUUCUUUGGGACGCCUGAGAAGUUGGGCUUCUGCACUAUUUGCUACGUAGACUAUCAAACGAACCACCAUCUGACUCCGCCCCCUGCGCCUGUACAAAGCCGGCACGGUUUGGAGGCAGGUUUCCAGAAUGCGUCUCGCUGUCGUGGGCCCGGCUGCGGGGCGGUCGGGAAGGCCAUGCUGGAGGGAUACUGCGACAAGUGCUACGUCAAAGAACAGAGCGCACGACUCAACCAAGUGGCUCACCGCACACCCCACUCUCCUCCUCUCGUGGUGCGUGACCGUGCUACGAAGCCAAGAUCCUCCCAGCAGUCGCAGACGCAGACGCAGACGCAGUGCCGUAGGAGCGGCUGCAGUAACGUGUCCCCGGGGUGCACAGACCUCUGUCCGGAGUGCCACACGCGCGGGCAGGGCCGAGAGGGGGGCAGACGGGCGCAGGCGCCCAAGGAAAAGUCCAAGCAGCGAUGCCGGACACAGGGCUGUGACCACUACGCUAACCAAGAGAAACAGGGCUACUGCAACGAGUGUGACCACUUUAAACAGAUUUAUCGCGGCUGAUCACAUAAGCAACAAUGAUGACACAUCGCUAGCACGCUAGCACGCUAGAGCCGCCGCCCCGCUCGGGCACUUAUGCCAGUCAAUGCACCUCUGAUACUAACUAACCAACUCACUAGCUAGUGACUUACUAGUACCUUAUGGCCUAAAACCCACCCCCAUGUAGAAUGUGAAGCAGCGUGUGUGUACAUGGGGAGGAGGUGAGUGUGUGUGUGUUCACAUUAGACAUGGCGUCCAGAAUACCUCUUUGUGCAUGCGCACGGCGAGGGGUGUGGCCUCAUGUCAGACUUUAGUGUACAGUGUACUUUAGUGUAUUUAGAGGUACGCAGUACAUCGUGCCGGACAAAAUGAUUGUAUGUCGACAUAAUGAGAAGCAUCUGACAUUGCUUUCUAGACCACAGCCAAGGAUUUAAACCCAGUUUGAGUGUCGUCUGUCCCAAUGCAUCUGUGUAUCUGUCUGCCUGUCUGUCUAGCAUUGCUCUGGAGAGCGAGGGAUGCAGCUUUGGAUGCCCACAGACUAAUGGAGGAAAAGGAGUGAACUGGGCUGGAACUUUCUUUUCAGUGAAGGGCUUGAAAGAAUUCAAAUGACAAUUGACCUGGUCGGCUCAGCUCCAUUUUAGUUUGAAAAGUUCCAAAAACUAAUGCCAAAAAUACUCUUGUAAAAUUCAGAAAUACAAUAUUUUUCUUCCAAUUGACGAGCAAUGAUAGUAUCAGUUUAUAUUUUGACAAAAAAAAAAUCUACUAUUGUUAUUUCAUAGAUUUUUGUGAUAAAAUGUUUUUACUUGACAAGGAACAAAACAUAAGAAACGUGCGAGACAGACAGGGCAGGCCCCUGCUAGUUUUGGUGCUACAGAACUCCAAGCCUCUUCAUUGUAGCCGAGAUUCUGAUGGACACAGUGGAGACGAGACUCAUCUUUAUAUCCGCCUUUACUUCCUCUUAUUUCCCUUUUCCUCUAAACUGAAUCUGUUGCCUUGGUCCUUGUUUUCUUGUUUACUGACCACUCGAGCACUUAGAAACACAUUUAUACAUAUUAUGCACAAACUCUCACUACUGGACAGUGCGACUCCACUACACACACGUUUAUAUAGACACAGCUCUUUGAGAUUGUAUACGCCCCACCUUAGCCAGAGGUGAUGUAAGCAAACGUAAUCUCUUUGCUCCGCCCACUGGAAGUGCCAUGGCGACACUUUUGAAAUUCCAGACAGAAAUCCCAUUGUCUGCUUUACCUGAAUGUGUUAGUGCUGCUUUCCUGCAGUGCAUUAUGGGGGCUGAUCCUCGAUAACGUUUUGCCUUUAAGUCGUAAUUCAACCUUCAUGGACCAGAGGGGCCUGCGCGGCGCCGCCGGGUCAGCGCCCCCGCUUAACAAACGCUUUGUGAAUAUGGAUCUCGGUCCAGACUCUUGGACCCGUAACACGAUGCCUCAUAAGAAACAAACAUUCACCUGGUGUGCAGCUACAGACAGAACUGACAUUUUCAUUUUCUUCUUUUACUGUAAUGUGUUUCAAAGUUCAAAGACACGUGCCAUCAUUCCCAGUCGUUGUUACCUCCUCAAACAGCCGGGCCGAUUCUACGCCGCCACAGACGCUUAGGUCCACAUCGCCGCGAUAACUGCUGUUUAUGUCCUCGGACGAGCCCCACGAACGCGAUAAGAAACACAAACAUCUGAUGCGUAAACUACUGAAAACGACGCACAAAUCGAUCCCGUUUAACGAUUUGACCUUCGACCCGUCCCCGCUGCGGGCCGAUGUUCACCUGAGGCUCUAGCUGGACCCGCGUAGACUUCGGCCUUCUUCUGCCUUCUCAUUUCUCUGUAUCUGAAGCUGGCCCGCCCGUGUUCUUGUGGCCUACGUAGAACUCCGCCGCGGCCUACGUAGAACUCUGUGUGCUUUAAUCACCUCUAGAUAAACCUUAAUCAAUCGAAGGCCGGUUAGUCCGCUCCCCAGACGCCCGAGACGCUUUGGGCGCUGCCUGAAUUCGACUGGGAGGGCAUCUGAUACGUUGCACAUGACUUGUCUAAGCUGCUGAGGCGUGUAGGGAUGGCGCUCCGACUCGUUUAGGGACAUUCCGAGGAUGGGAGAAGCAUCUGCAGAGGAACAGUGUAACAAAAACAUGCAAACUGUGUGGAAGUUUUUCUUUGUGUGAUUUUUAGGGUAUCGUAUGAAAAAAGGCUGGUUUUAUUUGUGAAGUAUUUAUUCAUAUCAAGAUCUGUACUGUGUGAUCCAAUUAUUUAUAUGUUGUCCUGAAAUGAAUUAUUUUUAUUAAGAAAUCUGAA
This is a messenger RNA of Periophthalmus magnuspinnatus, 5016 nucleotides long. RefSeq names its product tumor necrosis factor, alpha-induced protein 3 (gene tnfaip3). Gene Ontology annotation, cellular component: nucleus; cytoplasm. Lineage: Eukaryota; Metazoa; Chordata; Actinopteri; Gobiiformes; Gobiidae. Gene Ontology annotation, molecular function: zinc ion binding; DNA binding; cysteine-type deubiquitinase activity. The transcript is spliced from 9 exons. Gene Ontology annotation, biological process: cell migration; cytoskeleton organization; protein deubiquitination involved in ubiquitin-dependent protein catabolic process. The record is from RefSeq and is a predicted model, not a curated record. The coding region runs from base 314 to 2746 and encodes 810 amino acids.